Hemiscyllium ocellatum (epaulette shark) is the source of this 3075-nucleotide messenger RNA. It is a transcript of the gene mfsd13al, whose product is annotated as major facilitator superfamily domain containing 13a-like. The coding region runs from base 403 to 1794 and encodes 463 amino acids. NCBI's taxonomy places the organism in Eukaryota, Metazoa, Chordata, Chondrichthyes, Orectolobiformes, Hemiscylliidae. The record is from RefSeq and is a predicted model, not a curated record. The transcript is spliced from 9 exons.
GAGUAGGGGAGUGUUUGUGCAUUAUUGAUCUGAUGGCCCAUGGCCGUUGUGAUCAUCGCUCCUUAUUUGCCUCUGGAACUGCUGUCCAGUGAGGUAAGCUCCGUGUAUGACUUGAGCUCCAGCCAAGAGAGUGAAAUACCUGGCAGUAUCAUUAAUCCGUUGGCAGCAGAAAAACACUGGACAGCAUGACCUAACUUUCUCUGCCGUAAGCUAUUAUUUUGUAAAGUGCCUCGGCUAAGAGCUUAUUUUGUUAGCAUAACAAAUUCAAACAGAUAAGAAUUUUGAAAGAAAAUGAGGAUCAUUUAAGUACGUGAACUGAUUCGUUUGUAUUUACACAAGUGGAUGAGAAAGUGCUGACAAGAAACAUUUUCAUCAGCAGUAGUGAAUCCUGUCGCUAUAAGAAUGAAGCUGGGGAUACAGCAGAAAGCUUUUGCCUAUUCUAUGACAACACUUGGAUCUACCUUAAUGAGCAACAUGUUUAAUUUCUAUUAUGUGAAGCUCUUUUUGAAUCGGUAUAGAAUUUCUGAAGGAAUGUUUCACCAGGCACAAGUUGUCUUCAUGCUUUGGAAUGCUUUAAAUGAUCCGCUCUUUGGUUAUUUUCAAGAUAAUGCCAAUUUUUCCUGUUGUGCCAAGAGGCGUCUCUCCAUUCUGUACGGUGCUCCACUUUAUGCCAUUGCCUUCCUGCUGCCGUGGUUCCCAUGGCGUGACUAUCAGGAGGGUGACUGGUUGUGUGGACUGCACCUAGUCAUUGCUCUUUGUGCCUAUGAUGGGAUGUUGACAUUUGUCCUCUUGGCGCAAUGUGCCCUCUUUGCUGAGAUCUCAACCAAGCACGAGAAUCGAUUGCAACUCAUCAAAUAUAACCAAGUGGCCUUGUUGAUUGGAUCUUCAAGUGUCCUUUUCUGUGGCCUCCUAUCAGAUAACAUGAAAAAUCUUUUCAACUUCCAGUUAUUUGCCCUGUGUAUUGCUGUACUGGCUUUUUGUUGCAUGUACUACACUGGAUUACGUUGUAUCACCCAUUAUGAGCAAGUGGAGAAGAACAAUGUGGAGAAUGUCCCCAAUCUGUCCUGGACCUCGGUAUUCCAUCUGACCAAACAAAUCAUCACACAAAAGGACUUUGUGCUUUUUGUAAUCAUGAACUUUUGCCAGGUUUUCUAUCUGGCAUUCCUGAACAAUUUUAUGCUGAUCUUUGCAGAUCAUCUGAUUCCACAAUAUCUGCUUCCAGAUUUUGUAAAGAGCAUAAUGUAUGGAGCUGGAUUCAUCUGUCCCCAGCUUUUAAUUCUCAGUUGCCAAUCACUGUUGAGUAAGUUUGGCUAUUACAAAGUCAUCUUGUAUAUCUUCUACGUGGAACUAUUGAGUGCAGCAGUCAUGCUGGGAUUGGGCCCUACUCAUUACUAUCUGAUAUGUGUAUUCCUCAUCGGAAACAUGGUGAUGGUAACUGCCACAUUCAGUCUCUUUAACUUGCCCUUGGCUGAUAUUGUUGAUGCUGAUUUUCAGAAUUAUAAACGCAGCUUUCCACUUUCAUCCAUGGUAUUCGGAACCAAUGCUUUGUUUACUAAACCAGCGCAGUCACUGGCUCCAAUGCUGGUUGUGACCAUUCUUAACCAGUUUGACUAUGAAAAGCUGAAAGACAACUUUGCACUUUCACAGCAAAGUGUUCUGCAGGAUCUACAUGGGGCCAUGUUUUACCUGGUCUGCCUGACUCCAAUGUGCAUUGCUUUUCUGCAGAUUCUUGCAUGGACCCCAUAUUCCAUCCGGGAUAGUCACACUGACUUUGCAAAAUAUGUAGAAUCCUGAAAACCAGCACUCCAGUGUGAGGGACCAUAGUGAGAUAAAUGAGAUUUUAAAAGCUUCAAGGCAAUCUUUCAUGCUGGGAAUGAUACUGUUAGAUGCUACUGUUAUUCAGAGAGGUGGUGGGAUGUUUUUAUUUCAUUUAUGGGAUGUACAUGUUCCUGACAAAAAUAAUUUACUUCCCUAUCUUGCAUUGUCCUUGAAGUUGGUGGUUGGCUGUGUUCCUAAACUCUGUGGUCAGUGUGGUGUAGAUACACCCGUAGUGUUAGGAAGGAAAAUCCAGGCAUUUUCCUCGUGACAAUGAAGGAAUGGUGAUAUGUCCAAAUCAGAGAGCUGAACUUAGAUAUAAUUGUGUUCUCAUGUGUUUGCUGCCCUUGUUCUCCAUGGUAUGGGUGGUUAGUUUGAAAAGUUCUGUUGAAGCCUUGGUAUUUUUCUGUAGUGUAUCUUGUGGAUAGUACACUACACACUGCUGUCACUGCCAGCUGAUCAGAUAAUAAUUGGGCCUAGAGCAACUAAACUUUGUUGGUGUGCUUCUUGAAUGUCGUUGAUCUUGGCUUAUCCAAGGAAAUAGAAAGUGUCAUGUAUUGAUGAAUACGGUUUUAGUGUAUGAUGUUUUUAUUGGUACUCCCACAGAGUAUAACGAAUUGGAAGUGACCAUAUAAAGAACUUGACCUCUGAAUUGGGAGGGCUUCAUGUACUUAAGAAAGUGAGACAGCAGACAAAUCAUUCCAUGUGCUCUAUAAGAUAUUAUGUAUAAACUCUGCCUUGAUAUGAUUCUGACCCAGACCACCUCCACUCAUUUGGAUGCAAAGAGCUGCUUUUUCUACAAUACAUUUUGCUGGAGCUUCCUAAAUUCAGGUUUGAUAUAUUGGAUCCUACGUUGUGCCAAAUGUCUACUUCUAAGUAAACACUACUCAUAAUGUGUGAAGGAUACAAUCUUUGAGGGAUUCUCAGUCUUUCAGAUAUCAAAGUUUCUGCUAAAAUUACAUUCUAUAGGAUAUGUAUUUUUUAAAAAACUUAUUUUGUAAAGCUGUAAAAUGAACAAGAAUUGUUUGUAGAAAGGACUGUUGGGGUAAAACAAAUACAGCUGAGGAAGAAUAAGUUGCCCUUUCAUGUCUGACCUCAGAAUGUCCAGGUUAAUAAUCACUCCAGUUUUACCUAUGUGCCUCAAAAGUGAGUUUGAUGCUAUUAACAAUGAGUUAAAGUAGAUACAUGGCUGGGUGAGCAGCAGUGUUUUGCUGAACCAUGUUAGUUUGAUGUACUGAUUAAACUGUUUCUUUCACCUCA